AUGAAGCUGCUCUCGUUACUCACGGUCCUGGGGGCCACAGUGCUCCCGGCAGCCCUUACUUCCGCUCAGAAGCUACCUCUAUCAACAUCGUCGCGAUGGAUCCUGGACGCAGACGGCCAGCGCGUUAAGUUGCGCUGUGUUAACUGGGCCGGCCAUCAGGAAGCCAACCUACCUGAAGGCUUGAACAAGCAAUCGAUCGACUACAUCGCCGACUUCAUCCACCAACAAGGCUUCAACUGUGUGCGCCUGACGUACUCGAUCGACCACGCUCUCAACCCGGACGUCCUCGUCUCGGACUCCUUCGUCAACGCCGCUAGCGCAGCAAACGUCAGCGCCACCGAUAUGAACAGCAUGUACUCUCAGGUCGCCGAGAAGAACCCCUUUGUGAACGGCGCUACUACACGCGCUGUCUUCGAGUCUGUCAUCGCGGCGCUCUGGAAGAGGGGCGUUAUGACUAUUCUAGAUAACCACGUCAGCAAGGCGAGUUGGUGCUGCAACAUCGAUGAUGGCAACGGCUGGUGGGACGAAGGCUUCGGAUACAACGACUGGAACAGCCGCUUCUUCAAAACGCAGGACUGGCUCAACGGGCUCCAAGCCAUGGCUACCUGGUCCGUCUCCCAGCCCGGCGUAAUCGGCAUGUCCCUCCGCAACGAGGUGCGCGAGUGGCUCCUCCAGGGCACCAACGGCCGCGCCGACUGGUACGACUACAUGACGCAGGGCGCGCAGCGCGUACACGGCGCAAACCCAGACCUCCUGAUCAUCAUCGGCGGAACGCAGAGCGCCACCGACCUAACACACCUGCGCGUCAACAAAUCGCUCGACUUCAGCGGGUGGCAGGGCAAGCACGUGUGGGAAUGGCACGCGUACUCGUUCACGGUGACGUUCGCGCUGGCCAAAGGGAACUGCGACCUGCUGAAGGAAACGUACGGGCUAUUCGACGGGUUCGUGCUCGUGCAGGGCGAGGACUACACGGCGCCGCUCAUCCUCUCCGAGUUCGGAUUCGGGAUGACGGGGGGUCCGAACGACGGGCUCUCGGACGAGGAUAAUAGCUACUUCCAGUGUCUGCGCGACUACGUCACGGGCAACGAUGGCGAGUGGGCGCUGUGGGCGGUCCAGGGGUCGUAUUAUGUGCGGCAGGGGGCUGUGGGCGCGGAGGAGAGCUGGGGGCUGCUCGAUGCCGAUUGGAAGAAUUUGAGGAAUGCGAAAUUGCCGGAUUUGUUGAAGCCCAUGUUCCAGGUUACUCAGGGGCCGUGA
Daldinia childiae is the source of this 1254-nucleotide messenger RNA. Its product is annotated as putative cellulase family protein. The transcript has 2 exons. Gene Ontology annotation, molecular function: hydrolase activity, hydrolyzing O-glycosyl compounds. The coding region runs from base 1 to 1254 and encodes 417 amino acids. The record is from RefSeq and is a predicted model, not a curated record. Lineage: Eukaryota; Fungi; Ascomycota; Sordariomycetes; Xylariales; Hypoxylaceae.